Hemibagrus wyckioides is the source of this 2279-nucleotide messenger RNA. RefSeq lists its product as uncharacterized. The transcript is spliced from 2 exons. Bases 161 to 1360 code for a protein of 399 amino acids. The record is from RefSeq and is a predicted model, not a curated record. NCBI's taxonomy places the organism in Eukaryota, Metazoa, Chordata, Actinopteri, Siluriformes, Bagridae.
CUCUCUCUCUCUCUCUCUUUCCAGAUGCAUCAUUCACUCGAUGCUUUAACAUCAUCACACGACUACAUCUGAAAAACUUGAGGGACAUUUGGUGAAUUUUGGAACGUUUUUCCUAAAGGCUCCUCCUGAAGGAUUUUGUGGCUCUUCAUCAUUUUCAGCCAUGCCUAGUCCACUGGAGAGAGUGGUGGCACAGAAGAAGGAGGCCAUCGAGGCUGUAAUGGAGCUGUUCGAGAGAGGAUCCGAGGCCUUGGCUAGCGCAGUCGGAGAGAUUUUUCCCCUGUGUGAAGCUGCAGCUCCAGUUCUGAAACUAGCUUUGGAUAAUGUCGAAAGUAAGGAGGUAGUCUUUGUCAAAGAGCAGUUCCUAGUCGUGAGGAAUAGGCUUGACGUGAUCUCGUCCCAGCUUGAAGACAUCAACUCUGAGAUACAGAAGGGACGUGUUGAUUCUCAAUACUUUACUGUGGAGGAGAACAUACGCAACCAGUUCCGCAAAUAUCUCGACAUCUUGGAAGCCAAGCCCCAGUUUCAGGAAGUCAAACAACGUUUGUUCUUGGAUCAUUUCAGCAAGACGGGUGGUGAGAAGAACCUCUAUGUGCUAUAUGAUGCUCUGAUGGGCAGAAACACUUUUGGGGAGUCCAUCCUGGAUGUGGUGGAGAGAUAUGAGGCGAGGAACAGAAGGGUGCUAGAAGACUUCUGUGUCCGGAUGAAAGAACUCUUCUGCCUGGGGUUGAUCGUCUUGCUAGGUCACUGUGCCCUCACUCAAGGGGAAGAUAUGGAGCAAGAGAAGCUCUCUGAAUGGAGUGUGAGUAUUCAAGAGGUCGAGACCAAGAUGAAGGCAGUCAUUGAAGAAUGUGUGAAGUCAUUUCCAGAGCAGGCAUGUCUGGAUGUCCAGAAGCUAGUUCACGAGAAAGAGGGAGGUAAUCUCCAGGACAUGGCCCAGGAGCUGCUCAGUUUCCUGGAGAAGAAGUAUGAUUGGGUGAAGUGGUCUGUUCGCAUUAUUAACCACUCUGGAAGCAGCAACUGGCGCAUCUGGCGCAACUGGCGUACCAGAGACAACUUCCAGUAUGUUAAAGGACAGAACUGGUUUGAUGUGCUGCAGGUAGAAGACAACAAUAUAGUCGUGUCCUAUAGCAGCAAUCCACAGCCUCUUUCCAAGGACACCAUCCAGCUGCUGAUGGAUGGUCCGGGUAAGAAGGGGGAUGCCGAAGCUGUGGUGGAGAAUCUGGAGAAACCUCUGUCUGGUUUUAUGGUCCAUGCUGUCAGCAGACGUAAACAGAGCUUCGCAGCUUGGAACUUCCCAGAAGACUGCCAUUACUGGGAGAUACAUAAAAAUGUGGCCCUGUGUGUGCAUUCAGAUGAGUAACAAGGCCAAAAGAAGAAACUAGACGCCUUAUUAGUUUGUGUUCAUUAUAUAUUGGACAUGUUUAAUCAUGUUUCAUCACUUUUAAUCUAUUUAGCCAGACAUGAUUAUAUGUCACAUUUUAACCUUCUUAUAUCUUAUGUCUUAAUCUCCAUGACAUGCCUUAAUAACUAAUAAUGUCAAAAUCCAAAGUAUGCACUUUAGCCAUAACUAUAGACCUCUACUUGCCUGAUUAAUCAGAAUUAAUUGCAUGGCUUGCUAUUUCCACUAUACAGGCCACUUAGACUCUUUCUUGAAUGCUUUUCUGACCACAAGCUACAGCAUCUUGAAAUCUUCUCUUGGUACACACAUGUAUAUUAAUAUAUAAUGGUGUUUUCUGACAACUUUUGAACACUGUGACACAGUAAGACCCUGGUCUCAAUCUUAUUCCAAGGAUUUUGAUGUUCAGUUAUUUGUAAUAUCAAUCAAGCAGCAUCUUCCUGAGAACAUAGAUGGUUUAUUGACAAAAUGUACCAGAUGUUCAAGUGUAAACUUGUGAGAUCAAAAGUCACACUUUAUAUUAAAAUGAUAUAAUGAGUAUCUGCAAUUGGGCGAUAAGGUACAUAUUAUGACAGUGUACUGCAGUGAUUUAGGAGAAAAUGAUAACACUGACUAUUUUAGUUAACAUCUUGCGGACUAAGCAUCAUAAAUAUUGAUUUUGUUGAACAGUAUGGCAAGAAACAUAGCUUUAGACAUUACAUGGACACGCUUGCCAAAGUGCUGUCCUAUUUAUUCUGUGCAAGAUUGCUGUCUCAGGAUGCCCUAUAUGAGCUGGCCUGAAAAUGAUAUCAGCUAUGAAAAGAUCCAGCAGAUCACAAUUUCAAUCCAACUUUCAUUGUUCUGCUGCAAACCCUGUGCCUAAUUAUGAAAAUAAAAUUAAACC